Messenger RNA from Plasmodium knowlesi strain H, 2372 nucleotides. Its product is annotated as SICAvar, type I (fragment). The annotation marks the transcript as partial. The transcript is spliced from 5 exons. The record is from RefSeq and is a predicted model, not a curated record. NCBI's taxonomy places the organism in Eukaryota, Apicomplexa, Aconoidasida, Haemosporida, Plasmodiidae.
AUGACAACACAAGGUGGUGCCGGUGGUGGCGGUGGUGGCGGGGCAAGUGGUACUGCUGGUACCACUUCCUUCUUGGAAGCAUGGAUACAGAAGGCGGCGACGGAUGCGACUGCGCAGACGUUGCAGAGUGUGGAGGGCACGGACGCAGCGAAGAAAAUUAUAGAGGCAAUGAAGACCGAUUUGAAGAAAACAUGGGAUGAUUUGAAGGAGUGGUUAAGGAAGCAGGAGGCGAAUGAAAUAUGGAAAUUUUGUGAGCAUGGAAAGGUCGUCACGUGGCCGCCGGGUAUGUGGCGUGGAUAUAUGGAAUUGUUGUGCCAACCUAUAUUAGAAAUAAAAUAUUUCAUAAAUGGUAUAAAAACAGAGAGGACAGGACAAAAUGAGCCGGGGGAUAAACCAACAGAAAUUACACCCCCCACUCCUGAUGAAGUCUAUCGACGAUGUCUUGUCGGCGCCGUCGCGUUAGCCACAAUUUAUGGCGAUCACUGCCGGCUGACGGACGUCGUAGGGAAGGUGGAAAGGGAAAUAAUGGACCAAGUGAAAGCGAAGUAUAGCAGUAAGGGGGUAACAUUCAACGAUUGCCAAGGAAAAGUGGAUGGGACCACUUUAAUGCUAGCUAAAGCACUUCUCCAAGAUAAAAUUAGAAAUUGGACAAAGGAAGAUAGGGACAAGGGGGAAAUGAGGAGGGCGCGAGGAAGCGGGGAAGAUGGGAACUGGAGGGUGGGGGGUGAAUUGUGGAGUAGGAUGAAACAGCGUUGUACUGGGAGGCAGACACCGAAGACGCAGGAGGUGGAAGCAAAGAAGAAGGAAUGGAAGGAAAAUAAUAAAGGAAGUACAGCAACAUUCUUAGGAGUAAAGAGUGAUGAUAAAAGUAGUGAAGGAGCUCUGAUGAGUGAGAUAAUGGAGGAUGACGACAAAUUCUCAUCGUCCAAAUUAGGUGAAAUGUUGAAGACAGCAGUGGAAGAGUCGAUAAAAUCGGGGAGUAAAAUUGAUGUAGGCAGCCUAGUUCAGAGUAUAACGAAGGAAGCUGAAAAAACACUAGCUGAUGUUUGUAUCAAGAACAAAAAGGAUGAUGGCAGUGAAAAAACACUUUGCGAUCGGCUCAAGUGCAUAGAGACUUAUUUGAACGCAACCAGCACACAAGCAGCAGGACAAGUGCAGAACAACCAGGACAAGUUCUGGGAGAAGACUGGCGCAGUAGAACAACUAUGGAGUGAGUUGUCACAAGCAAUGAUAGAUAAUGGCACAAAUGAGAACCAGAAUUGUGAAAAAUUGGAAAAUCCGUCUGACCAGACGGCAUGCAAGUAUUUGCAUGCCGGCUUAGAAGCACUGUAUAAGAAGCCGGAGGCGUCGGGGGCGCAGACGGCGCCGCCGUCAGGCGGCGGCGCCGCCGACGUCUUAAAGAACAACCCAUCGUUUAGACAAACGAUGGGUUGUUUUUUACUUCACGCUUAUGCAAAACACAUGAAAGAUAAAGCUGUUUGUGACAUAGAGCAAGGAAUACAGAAGGCAUUCGAGGAAUGGAAGAAUCCAAGUACUAAGGAAGGGACGUCCUGCCAUAAUGGCGGUGCCAGUGGCAAGGAACCAUGUGUUCCUUGCCAAUGGGAUAAAACCGACAGUUGGGAGAAAUGCACAAUUAGCACAAAUGGCCAGACCUCCGGCGAAAAUGACAAUGUUGAGAAGAAAUUGGAAAAAAUUGUCACGAAGGAGGACACCAAAAUAAAGGAAAUGGCGAAGCAAGUAAAUGACGUAAAGGACUUAUGUCACCAAUUCAAAUGUGUCACAGCUCGAUGGAUUAAGGAGAAACACAAUGGCAAGACGGACAAAUGGGAUGAAGUGUGGAAGAAAGUUACAGAACAAUUGAAGGAACUCUCUGAGGGAAUAGAAGCAAAGAAAACAGACAAAUCUCUGGCCAGCCUGUGCCCAAAGGAUGAGAAAGGAGGAAAGGAGGCUUGCCUCCUUAUAGCAGCAGGAUUAAAAAACCUCUACAAUAUCGACAACGGUAGCGAUGCCGUUGAGGCAUCGUUCCAAAGAACGAUGCAAUGUGUUUUAUUAAAUGCCAUUGCAGAUAAACUGCAGGACCAAAAAUUUCCAUGUAAGGAUGAAAAGAAUGUACAGAAGGGGAUUGAGGAAGCAUUUACGAACAAAAAUAAUGACAUUAUGAUUGGCACUCAGUGCCAGAAUAAUGAUAAAUGUUUUACGUGUCCGAGGUUUAAGGAGUAUGCAGAUUGCAAAAUUAACACAAAUGACAGUAACCCAAUGGAAAAAAAACCUUUAAAGGAGAAAAUUGACCCCAUCAUCAACACCGAAUAUGAUAAUACUACUGAUAAUACUAGUCCCUUAUCGAAGUCUUCUCUAACCAAGACCAUAUGUAA